This is a messenger RNA of Grus americana (Whooping crane), 1016 nucleotides long. It is a transcript of the gene CCDC106, whose product is annotated as coiled-coil domain containing 106. Gene Ontology annotation, cellular component: nucleoplasm. The coding region runs from base 208 to 1005 and encodes 265 amino acids. The record is from RefSeq and is a predicted model, not a curated record. The transcript is spliced from 6 exons. NCBI's taxonomy places the organism in Eukaryota, Metazoa, Chordata, Aves, Gruiformes, Gruidae.
CCCCCAGCCCCCCCCCUCCAGCCCCUCUUCGCCUUUCGCCCGCGGCCGCGCUCGGAAUUUUGCCCCGGUCCCUGCGCGGGAGGCGGGGGCGGGCGGUGGCUGAGGGAGCGUCGCGAAAGAACCGCUACGGAACGGAGACGAAAAACACCCCCGGAGCGUCCCGCCGAGGUGCCCGGAGGCAGCGGGGGGGCCGGGGGGGUCCCCGCCAUGGCCGAGCGCCGCCGCCGCCCCGUGAAGAAGGACGAGGAGGCCUUUGAGAUCUCCAUCCCCUUCGAGGAGCCCCCCCACGUCGAGCCCCCCAUUUUCUACAGCCUCAGCCCCCCCCAGAGCAGCUUUGAAGAGCCCCCCGGGGCGCGGGCGCAGCUGCACCUGGCCCUGGAGCGCAACGCCUGGCUGCAGAAACGCAUCGAGGACCUGGAGGAGGAGCGGGAUUUCCUGCGCUGCCAGCUCGACAAGUUCAUCUCGGGCGCCCGCGGGGGGGACGAGGAGCACGGCCGCGGGAAGUCGGCGCCGCGUCGGGGGGACGCGGGGGACCCCCACAACGGGGAGGUGACGGACAACGACAGUGCGGCGUCGUCCCUUGGCCCCUCCGAGGACGGCGGCGCCGGUGACCGCCGCAGGCACAAACCCAAAACCGGCGUCGCCCGGCGCCGCGUCGGCAAAGCCCGGACCCGCGAGCGACAGCGGGUGAAAGACGCCGACGGCGUCCUCUCCCGCUACAAGAAGAUCCUGACCACCUUCCAGAAGCUGAAGAGCAUGAGCCGCGCCUUCGAGCAUCACCGCGUCGACCGCAACACCGUGGCGCUCACCACCCCCAUCGCCGAGCUGCUCCUGGUGGCCCCCGAAAAGCUGGCGGAGGUGGGGGAGUUCGACCCCUCCAAGGAACGGCUCCUGGAAUAUUCUCGUCGCUGCUUCCUCGCCCUCGACCCCGACACGCUCCAGAAGGUCCAGGCCCUCAAAAAAAGCAAAUUGUUGUUACCCAUCACCUACCGCUUCAAGCGGUGAGGGGCUGGGGG